Molecule: messenger RNA, 970 nt
Organism: Nanorana parkeri
Lineage: Eukaryota; Metazoa; Chordata; Amphibia; Anura; Dicroglossidae
Gene: THAP5
Product: THAP domain containing 5
Exons: 2
Coding region: 242-946 (234 amino acids)
Cellular component (GO): nucleus
Source: RefSeq, a predicted model, not a curated record
GUGCCCGGGCCACGUCAGGUGCCCGGAUGCGGAAGAGCUGUGUCGUGGUCCCGUGUUUAGCGUGUUCGCUGUGCCCUGAGUGAGCAGCCUGUGUCCGCGCUGUGCCCCAAGUGAAGUAAUCCAAAGAAUGUGGCAAUGUGGUGACAAAUAUCACUGGCUUAAUUAAUAAUUGUUAUAUACUGCAUUGAGUCACGUGUUUGCUAUCUCUGUGAUCCUUGACUUGUAAUAUUCCCUCAUCAAAAUGGAUGGCAUCACAAUUUCAGAUUGCAAAGAGUUACUUUGUGGACAGACAAAGGCAGAAUAUGAAAUGUCAGCCUGUCAGAUUGUGACUUUCGAGUUGAAUCAUGCCUCUCUAGAAAAUAUGCUUAUUAACACAAUAUCAGACUCCAAGAUGUGUUUUGAAGUUCCAUUAGCAGAGCAGGCUGCCAUUGUGACAGAGGAUUUAAAUGCAUUUCAUGUAGAUAAUUUCAGCAACAAACCACAACCCUCUGACAAAUCACUUGUGUUCACAGCAAUUAAGCAAACAAUAGAACAACUGGACUCGGCUGGAGAAUCUGUUAUUACAAUCAUUGUGCCAGAUGGAAUUUCAGAAAAGCAGCCUGUUCUGACAAGCCAGGUCAUUUUGGAUGAUCGACAGUCCGCUAAUGAAGAAAUCUUUGAUGUUGAAAAUACAUUUUCCAAGGAAUCAAGCACAGCUGAUGAGCUGCUAGAAACCGAGCAUUCAUACUGCAAACAGGAUUUUGACAGAAAUCAUCUCUGGCAAACCAUCGCUAAACUGCAGUCUAAAAUAGCACUUCUGGAAGUGCAGGAAAAUGUAACACUCUCUCGUCUAAGAUCACUGGAAACUCUCAUUGCACAAUUGAGGCAGGAGAAUUUGCUGUCAGAUGAAAAGAUAAAAAUAAUUGACAGCUGUCUGGAUAGUUUUGAUGUUGCUAUGGUGCAAUAAAUCAUGUCAAAAUUGUAUUUAAUU